Messenger RNA from Zootermopsis nevadensis, 878 nucleotides. It is a transcript of the gene Pa1, whose product is annotated as PTIP binding protein Pa1. Gene Ontology annotation, cellular component: MLL3/4 complex. Gene Ontology annotation, biological process: positive regulation of intracellular estrogen receptor signaling pathway; positive regulation of cell cycle G1/S phase transition. NCBI's taxonomy places the organism in Eukaryota, Metazoa, Arthropoda, Insecta, Blattodea, Termopsidae. Gene Ontology annotation, molecular function: nuclear estrogen receptor binding. The record is from RefSeq and is a predicted model, not a curated record.
UUUGUGGGCAGUACCGCCAACAUACGAAUGAAUAUCUUUGCUUUCAACGUUACAUUAUGUCGGGGAAGCAAGUACAAUAUUGUAUUAAUUUUCCCGGAUUAUUUGUUUUUACGGACGUUCAUCGAUGUCUAAUGUUUGCGUUAAUCGAACUCUGUUGUACGUAAGUUCGGAAAUGGUUGAAUUAUCCGGCAAACAAGACGAAUGGAAUCUUCCUUGCUCAGAUGAUGAAAAUUAUGGUGUUGAAGGAAAGGAUGUGUGGGAGCCAUCAGCUACAGAUAUAGUUGCAUUAUAUGAGUUGCUGGACAAGGAAGGUAUCAUAGAUUUGGAAUGGCAGUGCCCUGGUCGGCGUGUCCCUUCUCCCGCACAGGAUGACUUCUGUCAGAAGGAUGAGGAAUGUUUAGAGUCCAAACCGCAAGAGAAGUCGGAUUUUGAUUUUAUGGAUGAAAUGUCGACACCAAAAUUCACACCAAGAAGAACAGGCGAAGGGGGCCCUAAAGGAAGUGCCAAGAAGAAAACCACUAGUUUGGAUGGAGUACUCUCUAAUAUACGUAGGCACCGAAUACUUGCAGAAAUGGAGAAGCAGGCUUCAGAAAGUGCUGCUAUUGCUGCUGCUAUGUCGGCCACUACCACUACUACCAUUACUACUACUGCUGCUGCUUCUUCUAGUACUGCUGCUACGACCACGACCUCUUUAAAUCCAUAACAAAGCCAAGUACCAGGUCAGAGAUGAAGCCCCUUGACUGAAAUUGACAGUAGUGUUUUUUACAUCUCAUGUUCAGAAUUCUGGUCAGUAUAUACGAGGUGCGAUCGGAAAGUUUCUAGACUGCGCCUAUAAAAACCCGUACACUUAUCUCAGGUAUUAAAUUCAUCCAUCACCC